This is a messenger RNA of Polypterus senegalus (gray bichir), 2737 nucleotides long. Its product is annotated as docking protein 3-like. The transcript is spliced from 5 exons. The record is from RefSeq and is a predicted model, not a curated record. Bases 113 to 1585 code for a protein of 490 amino acids. Lineage: Eukaryota; Metazoa; Chordata; Cladistia; Polypteriformes; Polypteridae. Gene Ontology annotation, cellular component: cytoplasm. Gene Ontology annotation, biological process: cell surface receptor protein tyrosine kinase signaling pathway; positive regulation of MAPK cascade.
GGCAGUGCAACAGAAAAACGUCAGGGACCUCUGAAAGAUUUUGAGGCUCACUGAGAGAAGUCUACAGGCUGCCAUGUGCUGAGGUUGAACUUAAUCGAGCCACGACUGUGCUAUGGAGAAGCCGGUCAUGGAAGGGGUGUCCCAUACGCAGGUGGUCCGCUUUGGGAAGAAAUUCUGGAAAAAAGCGUGGCUCAUCCUGUACCCUGGAAGUUCCUAUGGCAUUGGGCGAAUGGAGUUUUUUGAAGUUCGGGACAAGGUAGAAAAGUUGGAAAGCCAGGUUUCACCAUCCACAAAGCAGACCAGGAAAGGAGAGAAGAAACUGAUUCGCCUGGUGGACUGUGUUAGCAUCAGUGGUGCACCAUGUGAGGUCUGUCCCAAAGACACCACUGCAUUCUACGUCAACACUACCCAACGCACCUAUGUAUUUGCCAGUUCAUUGGCACAGGAAUGGAUAGACACUCUGUGCCAGCUGGCAUUCCAGGGAAAUGAGCAAAAAAUGUUGGAUAAAUCCAAUGAGGAAAUGAAGAUGGAAGAAAAUGCCCUUUAUUUGCCAUGGAAGCAGACUCAUGAAUUUCUGGUGACCAUCGUGAAGACUGAUGCUGCAGAACGAUGCCAGCUUGCUGGAGAUUACAUUCUGUUGAGUAACCAAGUGGCCAUAGUCCUGGUGGAGCCUCAGUCCAAACAGGCCUUAUACACGUGGCCCUAUCACCUGCUGCGGAGAUACGGCCAAGACAAGGCCAACUUUUCCUUUGAAGCAGGACGACGUUGUGAGUCUGGGGAAGGGCAAUUUGUCUUCUUUUCCAGCGAGGUGCAAACCAUUUUCAGAUGCGUUGAAUAUGCCAUUGCACAGCAAGAGAAACAGCGCAAGAGUAUAGCAGAAGUAACCCUGGACAAUGACUUCAAUUACGUUUUUGAGGAGUCACAGGCUGCUGCUAGUGUCACCCAAAUGAAGGACUGCAACACAAGAGUCAGGUCAUAUUCUAGCUUUGAGGAGAACAUAGUCAGCAUGGACAAAGAAACAGCUGCACAUAUACCACCGAUGACUAUGCCCAAGACAUAUCCUGUGCCUCUACCACCAGACAAAUCUCAAAAAAACUUAUCUGCACAGAGGAAUAGCUCAGACAGGGAAUCUGAAAGUUUUUUGUAUGCAACCGUAAAUGAGCCUGUGGCAAGCCCUCGAAGGAAGGAGAGUGUUGCAGCAAGGGAGCCAGAUACUGUUAUCAGCAUCUAUCAGAAUGUCGAUGAGUCCCUGAACCAAAACAGCCAUCCAAGCCCUCCUGUUGUCACCAGCAGAAAAAAAACAAAGGAAUUGCCUUUGUAUGACUGUGAAGAUUUUGAGAAAGCCAAUGAAACUCAAAGCUCUAAGAAAGAAAUGUGUUACUCAACUGUAAAGGGGGUAAAUAAGAGAGAUGAUGAAGAUGUCUCAGAGGACAGCGAUUAUUCAGAUAAUGCUCCUCGCUCUACUAUUAUUACUAAGACUGUCAUUCCCAGUGACUUUAAGCAAAGACUUUCCAACCUUAUCUCUAAAGAAGCACCCAAGGGUUUCGUUUCUGUGGCACCCAGGGACCAGAGCUGCUUGGAAUGAUUAAACAGCAAUUGAGAAUCUCCAUUUUACUGUAACAGUCGGUUCUGGUCUUCAAGCAUCAAAAAGGGUUACAGUAACAGAAGCAAAGUGAUGACAUGAAACACUGACACAGCAAAAGGUGCAAUAGAGGUGCGGCCAGGCCAGCCUCCCAUAAGAAAGUGGGGUAGCCAAACCUAGGGCUAAUGCUGCUGGGCUCCACUAUGUGUGGUCUAGGCCUUCUUCUCUUUAUGCAGAAUUCUCACAGCUUCUUCAGUAAUAGCAGUUAAAUAUACAGACAUAGUUAAUUUAUUCUCAUCAUUUAAACAAUCGAGAAAAUGUAAUAUUUAUAGUUAAACAGCAAUCAAUUUAUAAUAAAAAAUAAGGCACCUUGAGUUUCACCAUGUGAAAUGUGAAACUCUUUGGCACUGCUUCACAACAGAAACAGACAGAUAGAUGUUUCAGAUAAAUUUGUGAGGGAAUAUAAUGGAGACAAUUACUGCUCUGCUGCAGUGUACACACUAAAGAUUCCUUUCUGGGGGCUGGGAGCCAUGUUAAAUACACUUUCUCCUUGUUGUGGCCCUGGUAAGUAACUCAAAGCAGGACAGCAUUCACAAGAGAAAUUAACAAACAGUCCACAUCCAAUUGAGAACUACUUUAUUUCAAACCUGAGCUUCAAUAUCAAAGAAAAGUCUGAUGCAAUCAAAGUAACAUUGGAUAAACGUAUUACCUUGUAUGGCUAUAUUUUAUACCAAGGGUAUACAACUCUUUAAUUGCCAAAAUAAAAAUUUCUUUUUAAAUACAGACAGCACAACCAACACUCCCAAUGAAUCCUACUCAUCUUUCCCCCUUCCUUCGGUUGCCUAGCUGCCCUGCAUUCUUCCUGGUUCCAGAUCAAUGCUAAUUCUACCAGAGCACUUCCUGUUACAUCUGUUUGAAAAAUCAUCUUUGUACAGUUGUGUUCUUGGUGUCAGCCAUAUUGUGUCCCAAAUUUCAAAUGCUUCUGCAGUCUUCCAGCCGUGGAGAAAAAAGCAGCUUGUGUUUUCCUGGUUCUAUCACGCAUGCUUUUUGGGUGGCAUUGCUUAACAUCCCUGCUUUUAGUAGAGUCUUGCUUAUCCGACAUAAACGGGCCGGCAGAACGUUGGAUAAGCGAAAAUGUCGGAUAAUGGGAGGCGU